Molecule: messenger RNA, 864 nt
Organism: Phanerochaete carnosa HHB-10118-sp
Lineage: Eukaryota; Fungi; Basidiomycota; Agaricomycetes; Polyporales; Phanerochaetaceae
Exons: 12
Coding region: 212-787 (191 amino acids)
Source: RefSeq, a predicted model, not a curated record
GCUCGGAAAUAAGGUGUCUGGGCAGUUGCAGCGCCCUGUUCUGACGUUGUUUCAGCAGACUUUGCAUAGGAAGUAGGGCUAUGCUCUGCCGCAACGCGCGGCCUAGGAGUAGAUGCGUCGCUGUUCUCACCGUCUGUCUCUGCUGUUAGAGAUGGCGGGGUACGUAACGACGUUGUUGGUGAUGUCAGAUGUACAAUGAGCAUGCCUUAUAAUGAACCUUAUGCGCUUAGGGAAUAGCAACCUGCGUCCGUCCCCAGGCCUGUAUCUCGGGCCUUUCCUGAUAGGCACGGUGGUCUCCGCUAUCUUCUUCGGCAUGCUCUGUCUGCAAUGUUAUGUCUUCUUCAAGCAGUCAGGCGGAUUGCGCAAGCACCCACUGGCACGGUCGCUAAUUGCAGCGAUAUGGCUCCUAAGCUCCUUCAGCCUGUUCUCUUCGAUAUGGACGUGCUACCUGGCUAUGAUCCUUCUUGUCUUUCUCCUCAGACUCCUGCGCCAGAACGACUUCCUAUUUCUCGGAUUCUACAUCCCUUACGGCACCAUGUAUGCCAAUGCUCUUCUAGGAUUCCUGAACACUAGAUUUAUCGCCGAAGGCAGUUGCGACAAGACCAAACAAAGAUUCGAGCUGAGGGGCCUAAGUAGUCCCAUAGAUCCGAGCACCGAGCUCGCCAUACAUGCCGAGAUACAGCACGCGAAGGACGACGGUGUGGGCUUGCAAACCAGAGCUGACAUACCGCUUACCGUGCACGUCGAAACGACUGUAGAGAUGGAGAAGCUCAAGACAGCGCUGUGAUGUGCCAGUGAAAGUCGUUCCGCUUCUGCCCUAAUUUAAUUCGUGUAUCGUUACACUCCUACACUCAGUUUAUCGCU